Bacidia gigantensis is the source of this 840-nucleotide messenger RNA. It is a transcript of the gene ADK1, whose product is annotated as adenylate kinase. Gene Ontology annotation, biological process: ADP biosynthetic process. The record is from RefSeq and is a predicted model, not a curated record. Bases 1 to 840 code for a protein of 279 amino acids. Lineage: Eukaryota; Fungi; Ascomycota; Lecanoromycetes; Lecanorales; Ramalinaceae. The transcript has 4 exons. Gene Ontology annotation, molecular function: AMP kinase activity; ATP binding. Gene Ontology annotation, cellular component: cytoplasm; mitochondrion.
AUGGCUCCCAUUACCGACGACACGGCCGAAGGCCUUCGCACUACAAUACACAAACUUGAAGCUCGCGUCCGACAGCUAGAGAGCAGGAUUGGUGGCGGAUCAGAUGAUGAGCAUCAAGUCGGCAACUCUCCACGAUCAAUACGAAUGAUAAUAAUGGGACCUCCUGGUGCUGGAAAGGGUACUCAGGCCCCCAAGAUUGAGGAGAAAUAUAAGUGUUGUCACCUGGCUACAGGUGAUAUGCUCAGGUCCCAGGUGGCGAAGAAAACUGCUUUGGGACGUGAAGCCAAAAAAAUUAUGGAUCAGGGCGGGCUGGUCAGUGAUGAGAUUAUGGUCAACAUGAUCCGGUCUGAGCUAGACGGGAAUGAGAAAUGCAGAAAAGGGUUCAUUCUUGACGGCUUCCCACGCACAGUCGCACAAGCCGAGCGGCUGGAUGAUAUGCUUCGGGGGAAAAGUCAGAAACUCGAGCACGCAGUGGAGCUCCAAAUCGAUGAUGGUCUGCUGGUCUCUAGAAUAACAGGGCGCUUGAUUCAUCCAGCCACUGGCCGCACCUACCACAAGACUUUCAACCCCCCAAAAUCUACAAUGAAGGAUGAUGUGACUGGCGAGCCAUUGAUCCAACGGUCUGACGACAACGCUGAAACCCUAGAAAAGCGUCUAGCCACGUAUCACGCCCAAACCUCGCCUGUUGUGGCAUACUAUCAGAAAACUGGAAUUUGGAGACCCAUUGAUGCAAGCCAGGAGCCUGGCCAGGUAUGGAAGAGCUUGUUGCAGGUUUUCGGCGAUGAAAAAAAGCCUCUCUCAAGUGGAGGUUUGCUAAGUCGAAUCGGUUUAAGAAGCUGA